Messenger RNA from Diaporthe amygdali, 1110 nucleotides. RefSeq lists its product as uncharacterized. The record is from RefSeq and is a predicted model, not a curated record. Gene Ontology annotation, molecular function: oxidoreductase activity. Lineage: Eukaryota; Fungi; Ascomycota; Sordariomycetes; Diaporthales; Diaporthaceae. The transcript is spliced from 2 exons. The coding region runs from base 1 to 1110 and encodes 369 amino acids.
AUGUUGCUCAUCAAUUGGCUGUCGAAGUCCAUCGUGGCACAGGCUUUGACAUCUCUUAUGGAGACAAGCCGGGCAAUUCCAUUCAACGACUUUCACCAUCAAAGAACACAUCCCCGGCACAGACAUCCUCGAGAACUACAUACUCGGGACUUACACAAUCGAGACGAGAUAGUCGCCGCGAACUGUUCCAACCCUGACUCACGACGAGAAUGGCGCUCGUUAAGUACAACGGAACAAGAAGACUACAUCUCGGCCGUACAAUGUCUAGCCACGAAGCCGUCAAGGCUGAGCCUGACAACAACACUCUACGAUGACUUCCCAUACAUACACAACGAGUUGAACAACAAAAUCCACUUCGUAGCCUCCUUCCUCCCUUGGCACAGAUGGUUCGUCCACAUCUACGAGCAAGCCCCCCAGGACGACUGCGGCCUGACCUUCGCCAUGCCAUACUGGGACUGGAGCCUCGACGCCGGCCACCUGCAGGACUCACCCAUCCUCUCGGGCUCCCCGACCACAGGCUUCGGCGGCACAGGGCCAGGCGGCUUCGUCUCCCCCUCGCGCCCCAACCCGCUGACGUCGUGCGUGCCCGACGGCGCCUUCGCCAACCUGACCGUGGCGUACUACGCGGGGGCCUCGCGGCCGCACUGCCUGAACCGCGGCUUCGCGGACGGCGUCGUCGAAACCGAGCACCCGGAGCGCGCCGCCAACAUGUCGGCGUACUACUACACGCCGGCGUUCCUGGCCAACAUGACGGAAUCCAACGACGAGUUCGUGCCGUUCUGGCGCGCGCUCGAGGACGGGCCCCACGGCGCGAUCCACAACGUCAUCGGUGGUGAUAUGGUCCCGGGGACGUCGCCCAACGACCCGCUGUUCAUGAUGCACCACGCACAGGUCGACCGGCUGUGGUGGCUGUGGCAGGCGGAGGACUGGGCGGCGCGCGCAGUGGACUUUGGGGGUAACAGAGACCAGGUGGACGACCCCUCGGCGGCGGCGGCCGCGGAACAGGCUACACUGGGCGAUGAGCUGGCGUUCCUUGGCCUGGGGGCCGACGUGACUGUCAAGGAUGUCAUGACAACCGAGAGUAGCCUUUUGUGUUACGCGUACCAUUAG